AUGGAUACUCGACAUCCCAUCAGGGACACUGCCGAGCCCAAAGUACUUUCUGUGGCUUUCAACAAUGACUGUAGCAGAUUUGCCUGUGGCUUGGACGAUGGCUUGAGAAUAUUCCGAGCCAAGGACUGCAUACGAACCAUCAAAGAAGGCAUGUCUACACUGCUGGAACAGAAAAUGAGAGAUCUAACUGCAAGUNNAGCACUCCGACCUGGACACGGCCUCGCUAUCGUGGAAGCUUUGGAUGACAGAUACGCAGCUGUGGUGGGUGGCGGAAGGCUGCCAACCUCUUCGCCUAACAUGCUUGAGUUCUGGGACCUCGUCGAAAAGAAGAAGCUAAAAGAACUCAACUUUGGCGAACCCAUCGUCGCCGUCCGCGUUACCAGCAAAUACUGCAUCGUCGUCUUGGUGGAUCGCAGUAUAUCUCUGGGGUACACCAACGAUCCAAACACUGGUGUAAUCAACCUAGGCACCGUCAAAGCACUAUAUCGUACUGCGAAGAAUCCCUACGGUCUCUGCUGUAUCAGAGGUGAUGCUUUAGCACUGCCUGGGGAAACGCCUGGACAAGUUCAAGUACUGACUUUGUCCUCCAAGGAUAAGAAGGUCUUCAAGGCUCACGAGCAAUCCCUGAGGCAAAUGACCAUGAGUAGGGACGGAACUAUCAUUGCCACAGCCAGUUCACAAGGCACCAUCAUCCGCAUCUUCAGCACUACGGACCCUACCAAAUCUACAGAGCUGCGUCGAGGUCUAGAGUCCGCAUCAGUAUGGGGCCUAGCUUUCUCACCAUCUGCACACUUCAUCGCCUCCACAUCUGACAAAGGCACCUUGCAUAUCUGGGACUUACGUGCUCCAAGAGUACCAGAAGAACGCACUCGACAACCUCCCGACCAGCGAAAACGCAACUCCUUCGGUCGCGGCAACCACGACUACGACUCGAUAUCUCAUACUUCUGGUUCUUCGUCACCACUUCCCGGCGCCGUGGCCACAGCAGCAGGAGGCUACAUACUGCCCCCACCAGACCUCCGUCAUGCACCACCUGCCACCGCACCUUCACUCGGAUCAAUGCUGAGUGGUCUGGCCAAAGGUACAAGAUCAUCCACAUCCAUCGAGUUCACCAUCGGCUCGGACCCAUCAAACUGGCAAGGCCAGCCACGUUACACCAGUACAACAAUGCCUAAUGGACAAACUGCCAAGCUCAAGGUCGACAACGUGGCUGUACCUGGUAGGCCGGAUGGCAAACCACCGAAAGGAGUGGUUGCUUGGGACCCAGAAGGCGGAGACAGGAGGCUAUGGGUUGUGGAAGGUGGAGCAGAUGCGAGAUGGGAGGUAUUCGAGCUGGCCGACGAUCCAGUCACGGGUGGUGUCAAGAUUGGAAGUACGGGCUUCAGAAAUUAUCUUACCAGGCAGUUCCCCGAGAGAAGCUGA
This is a messenger RNA of Aureobasidium vineae, 1422 nucleotides long. Lineage: Eukaryota; Fungi; Ascomycota; Dothideomycetes; Dothideales; Saccotheciaceae. The record is from the annotation of a GenBank genome assembly.